AUGCAUCCGCGGCGCUGGGUCGUCGAGAUCUUCCCGGCGCCGGAGACGCACCAGUACGACUACUACUACCUCGCGCGGCUCAUGGGCCACGCGCACUUAUGUGUCUUUGACGGCCGCGCCCAGGUGCAGGCGCGCUGGGGCCUCCACCGCGUCGACGAAAACAACGCGUCCGCGUGGCGCGGCGACACCGUGUCCGUGCCCGGCAUGUCGUCGCCCAGGUCGACGACGGCCGACCUGGACCCGUCCGCGCUCGUCGCGAUCCAGCAGCACGUCUCCGACGCGAUGGAGAACCUGCUUGAUCCCGUCUCGACCCCUUCCGGGAGAGGCUGGGGAGGAUACUUCCCGAAGGAGCUGCUGCCCGUGCAGCGUAAGCUUGCGUAG
Molecule: messenger RNA, 381 nt
Organism: Pelagomonas calceolata
Lineage: Eukaryota; Pelagophyceae; Pelagomonadales; Pelagomonadaceae
Source: the annotation of a GenBank genome assembly